AUGAGGUCCAGAACACUGGCAGCACUGAUACUGUCAGCCCUUUCGUUGCUCCAUGGUACUUCAGGAGGUACACUGAGACGGAAACGGAGAUAUGUCGUUGUCCAAGGCGAGAAUAAUAAAGAAGAGGAAGAUCUUCCAUGGCAAAACGGUCAGGCUUCCGAGAGUGGCAGCAGGCGUCAGCUCAAGAAAAAAGGAAGAGGGAAACGCAGUAGGACGGGGGAUUAUCGAAGCGAUAGAAAGGCGGAUGCUGAAGCGACCUAUGUUUGGUCGACGGCUGAUCAGCAGGAGGAGGGAGGGAAUGCCAACAAUCUGGAUUGGGAUGACAUGACGAAUGAAGAAUUGGAGUAUUACUUUUUCGAAACUCAAGGCGCACAAAGCUAUGAACCAGAGGCUCCCACGGCACCUGCAAGUCGUCCAACACAAAAACCUCCUCAGAGUCCAAGUGCACCUCAACCAGCCCCCAAGCCAACUUUUCCAGUGUUAAUGCCCAGUAGACCUUCUGUCGGUAAACCUUCCGUCGGUAAACCUUCUGCCACGGCUCCUACACCUCGACCAACUCGUAUUAAUACCCCCAGGCCAACAAAUAUCAAUAAUCCCAUACAGCCUACACGAACACCCCGGCCUGUGAAUACCCCGAGACCAACUCCCAGACCCGUGAAUACCCCGAGACCAACUCCCAGGCCAACUGACCAGAACCCACUGCAACCGAUCUUUGUUGCAACUCCAAGGCCCACUCCUCGACCGGUAACACCAAUGCCCACUCCUCGACCGGUAACACCACUGCCUACACCACAACCAACUAUCCCUGCAAUCCUUCCAGUGAGACCGACCAAUCCACCGACCCCACAACCCACUCAGGUAACUCCAAAAGCCACGCCUCGUCCAACCAAUCAGCCAACACCCCGGCCAACCAGGAAAGCAACACCAAGACCCACCAAAGAGCCAACUCCACUCCCAACUACCAGGGAGCCCACACCUCAACCAACCAAUGAGCCAACCCCUCGGCCAACAACUCCCGUGCCCACGAACCGGCCCACUCCUGCACCGUUGCCUCCAACACAGCCUCUUGUUCCGGAAUGUGAAGACAUGGCUCGAAGCGAAGCACUCUUGAUGGCCAUUGCACCCAUCACCAUGGAUGAGACAGUCCUGACAGAUCCCAACACACCUCAGGCCCAAGCCUAUGUUUGGAUGCUGCAGGAAGAUCCAGCACAAAUUGAUCCUUGCACGUAUCCAACUCCGGGGCAGAGAUACAUUCUGGCAACCUUCUACUUUGCCACUCGAGGUAACUCAUGGGAUGCCAGCAAUGGUUGGCUCUCGGAAGACGGAGAAUGCAUUUGGCUUGGAAUCAAUUGCAAUGGCAGUGGUGGUGUGACCCGGUUGGAACUUCGAGAGAACUCUCUCGGUGGCUCUCUGCCCCCUGAAGUGGGAAAAAUAAGGUUUCUUCGUCGUCUUGAUGUUUCGGGGAACUCCAUUGAGGGUCCUCUUGUAGAAUUGCCAUCUACUCUAGUCUUUCUAGAUGUGGAAGGCAACUCCAUGAGUGGGUCACCCUUCGAGGCAGUGCUCUCUGUUCCCAGUUUGAGGCAAAUGCGAAUAUCAUCCAACUUUUUCUCGGGCGGUAUUCCAAGUCGACUUGGCUCUCUCAAAAAUCUAGAGGAGCUCUGGAUGGCAAACAAUCAGUUUGAAGGCGCGACGAUCCCUCCCGAAAUUGGAAACUUGGAAAAACUGGAAACAUUGUACCUUUACGCCUCCAAGCUUGAAGGGAGCCUUCCGUCGGAGUUGGGUCGCUUGAAUCUCAGGGAGCUGCUGGCCAACAAUAACCAGUUCUCGUCUAAGGUGCCAGAAGAGCUUUGGUUCAACACGCGUCUGACUCUCCUUCGAUUGGAUUCGAACGAGCUUACUGGUUCCAUUUCCAAUGGCCUUGGAAACUUGUUGGGGCUGACGGACCUCUUUCUGAGUAACAACAAGUUCGUGGGAACGCUUCCAAUCACCUUGCUUCGACUAUCUUCCAUGGUGAAUCUCUUGUUGAAUGACAAUCUGAUCACAGGAACCAUCCCCGAUCGAUUCGACGACUUUCGCAACCUGGACUUUGUGGAUUUCAGUGCGAAUCAGAUCACAGGAACUCUGCCUUCGAGCUUUUUCGUGCUUCGAGACCUUCGCUUUGUGUACAUGUCAUCCAAUGCUCUGCAAGGUCCAAUUCCCCAAAGCUGGUCCAAUGCAGUCCUUCUUCGUGACCUGUUUUUGGAUGACAAUAAUCUAUCCGGCACCGUUCCCGAGAUCCCAGCGGGUGCCUUUACUCGUCUGACCGAGCUCCUGCUCAAUGGCAACAGCUUUUCGGGGUCAAUGCCUUCUUCGAUGUGUCAACUUCGCCAGAGCGCCAUUCUCGAAGAUCUUUGGGCAGAUUGUGCCGGGACACCUCCAGAAAUCCAAUGUGCAUUGCCGUCAUGCUGUACCUUUUGCUUUGAGUAA
Messenger RNA from Seminavis robusta, 2466 nucleotides. NCBI's taxonomy places the organism in Eukaryota, Bacillariophyta, Bacillariophyceae, Naviculales, Naviculaceae. The record is from the annotation of a GenBank genome assembly.